UUGAUUUUUUUUACCUGUUCUAAAAUGGCGACCGUAAACAAAGCCGUGGAGAGUGGUGUACUGGACAGAGCUUGGCCUUGGUUAUAAUGCCCAAACCUCGAAUAUACUGUAUAGAAAAGAUCAUUAACUGACCAUGGACAAAAUGUAUGAAAUCUUCAUCACCGCCGCCUUUCUCGUCUCAGGUCUGUAUGCAGAGCAAUGCUACACGAACUCAGGAGGCGUAUACAGUGCCGGAAGUAUAUACCGGAACCUGAAGUACUGCGCUUUUGGUUGCUGCGGACCUGCCCUGAAUCGUUACUGCUGUCCAAUCAUCGGACCAAUCAUCGGGAUUUGUCUGGGAGCCAUUGCUUUCAUCGUUAUUCUCAUUGUAAUCAUCGUCUGCUGUAGAAAAUAUGCCGAAAAACAAGCCAGACGCCGUGCAGAUUUAAAAAUACAUAUAGGUCCUACAUUGGCUAGCCGUUAUGAUCCGCCCCAAUAUGAUGCCGAAUCUAAUCACCCAAACAGCAGACAAGACUAUCAGUUAAAAUCACACUCUGUCCGGGAUGCAUCUUCACAUCGCAUGUACGAUGAACGGUCAGAUGACAUCGAUUAUCGCCCUCAUCGCAAAAAAGACAUAGAUGAUCCACACCACUCACGUGACGAUGCUCGACUUGUUAACAGUCGUAACAGCUACAGAAAUGAGAAAAGGUCGUCAAAGAGGUCAGAAGCACAUAGCCAUAGUAAUCGUCGCGGGUACCAUAGCGACGAUGAUCGGCGAAACGAUUAUCGCGAUAGUCAUCGUGGACGACAUCACCAUAGCUAUGAUCGUGAAAGAGAACGUUACUACAGUCGAUCUCGGGAGCGAUACAUGGAUCGUAGUUUUGAUGACGAUGAUUACUCUGAUGAAGAAAGGAAUAGACGAUCUAGUCAUCGGAGAUCACGAUACAGUGACCCGCCGCCGUAUCGCGAGAGAUCACGAGACUUUGAUAGGUAUGACCGCCAUUCUCAUCGCAGAUCAAGAUCAAGAGACCGUUAUUACAAUAGAUGAUUCGAACACUGCUCAUCAGGAAUCAAGAUAACCAUUAACAUGUCACCGAAUGUUUUCUCAGAUCACUCUCUAUUAAACAUGUCAUUGUAUUUGAUGUAUCAAAAUCCUGAAGCAUAAUUCCUAACAUCACUCAGUAUUAAAGUAUAAAAGUUGUGGAAGAAAAAUGCAUAGUUUGUGAACGUCAACGCAAUUUAAAAUAAAGAGUAAGUUCUUAGACUUAAUUCCGUCAUGUUCAAUAUCCCGCUUGAAUACCGUUUUAAUAUAAACAUACCUAUAUAUAGAUUAUAUGACUUGUCUACUAAUUUUAUACAAUAUUAGUUACUUGGAGUAUUUUUAAUGGUAUGCUGUAGUGUAAAUAAUUUCUCAGCAGAACUUGUCUUAAUAAAUGUUUUAACUUUGUGAGA
Saccostrea cuccullata (small rock oyster) is the source of this 1431-nucleotide messenger RNA. Its product is annotated as serine/threonine-protein kinase fray2-like. The transcript has 3 exons. The record is from RefSeq and is a predicted model, not a curated record. Bases 134 to 1027 code for a protein of 297 amino acids. Lineage: Eukaryota; Metazoa; Mollusca; Bivalvia; Ostreida; Ostreidae.